AUGAGCUACAUGCACGUGACUUUGCAGAUAGCCGGUUCUUGUCAGGCCCAUACCCACAUCAUUACAACAACUUUAUACAACGACCUUUUCGAUCACUACAACAGCAGGCUCAUCCCCGUAUGUGCCAUGAACGGAAAUGUCACUCUUUAUCUCAGCACUGCACUCCGGCAGAUAAUGGACCUCAAUGAACGAGAACAGGUUAUUUCCAUCAACGUUUGGAUUCGGAUGCGAUGGAACGAUUGCAGUAUGAAGUGGAACGUUUCAGACUAUGACGGAAUCGACCACUUCUCUGUGCCGUAUGAUGCAAUUUGGAUCCCGGAUAUCUCGCUAUACGACAGUGCCAGUGAUGAAGUUAUGAUGCCAGGAAAGGAGGACUAUAAGGCUACUGUAAGCAAUGACGGCACUGUCAACUACAACUUUCCGACAGUACUCAAGAGCAUCUGUCGGGUUGACGUUACAUACUUUCCUUUCGACGCACAGAGCUGUAGUCUCAAAUUCGGCUCAUGGUCUCAUCAUGGCUUUGAGAUAGAUUUAAUCAACUUAAAAGAAGAAGCGGAUUUGUCCUACUAUGUUCGACAUAAUGAGUGGGAGUUAACCGGUAUGCCAGCGCAGAGGAACGUCCUUUAUUAUGCCUGCUGUCCAGCGCCAUACCCUGACAUCACAUAUAGCAUCAACAUAAGACGAAAGUCUCAGUUUUACGUGAUGACUGUAUUGUUCCCCUGUAUUUUGACUAGUAUCGUCGCCACGCUUAGCUUCAUACUCCCGGCUGAAUCGGGCGAGAAGGUUUCCUUAGGCAUUACAGUUCUACUGUCUCUCGCCGUCUUCCUCCUCCUGGUGUCCGAGUCAAUGCCAGCAUCAUCCGACUCUUUUCCGUAUAUUGGAAUGUACUUUGCUGCUUCCAUGGUCCUAGUGUCAUUAUCGUGUACAAUGACUGUUAUUGUUCUGAUGUUCCAUUCACGAGGGUGUUCAGGCAGGAAAAUUCCACUCUGGGCAAAACGUAUCUUCAUUGAAAAACUGGGCAAGCUGUUUUGUUCUCAGUCAGGAAAAUAUCUUCUGGACAAUGCAAAAGACCUCGAGCCAGUGGAAUUGUGUGUGAACGGACACACCAAUAAGGUAGGUCACUCAGAGAUACCAGCGGAGCAAACAACCAACUUUGUUACAAACAAUUCCACAACGGAUGUGCUUCUACGGACCAAGGACCCAAUAGCGAAACUCAUGCGUACACAAUCGGUCGUUCUAGAAAGACUAGAAAACAGUUUAAACAAAACCAAUGUUUCUGACAACUUAGAAGAUGAGUGGCACCAGUUAGCUCGCGUGCUGGACCGAUUGUUUCUUUUCUUAUAUAUAGUCAUAUCACUCAUUACGUCAUCAGUAUUUCUCGGAAUAAUGUCAAGUAAUUCAUGA
This is a messenger RNA of Ylistrum balloti, 1404 nucleotides long. RefSeq names its product neuronal acetylcholine receptor subunit alpha-9-like. Gene Ontology annotation, molecular function: transmembrane signaling receptor activity; acetylcholine-gated monoatomic cation-selective channel activity. Gene Ontology annotation, cellular component: postsynaptic membrane; neuron projection; synapse. Gene Ontology annotation, biological process: chemical synaptic transmission; nervous system process; regulation of membrane potential. The transcript is spliced from 8 exons. Bases 1 to 1404 code for a protein of 467 amino acids. The record is from RefSeq and is a predicted model, not a curated record. NCBI's taxonomy places the organism in Eukaryota, Metazoa, Mollusca, Bivalvia, Pectinida, Pectinidae.